Molecule: messenger RNA, 781 nt
Organism: Microplitis mediator
Lineage: Eukaryota; Metazoa; Arthropoda; Insecta; Hymenoptera; Braconidae
Gene: Ppcdc
Product: phosphopantothenoylcysteine decarboxylase
Exons: 2
Coding region: 1-591 (196 amino acids)
Biological process (GO): coenzyme A biosynthetic process
Cellular component (GO): phosphopantothenoylcysteine decarboxylase complex
Molecular function (GO): phosphopantothenoylcysteine decarboxylase activity; FMN binding
Source: RefSeq, a predicted model, not a curated record
AUGGCACCGACAAAGAAAGUAUUAAUUGGUUGUACUGGAAGUGUUGCGACAAUUAAAUUGCCAGAAUUAUGUGAAAAAUUACGCGACCACUGCAUUGAAUUUCGGGUGGUGGUGACGGAAAGAGCAAAGCAUUUUUUGAAGGAAUCAGAACUGCCGCCUGGUACUCAAAUUCUUUCUGAUACUGUCGAGUGGGCUGCUUGGCAGGAUCGUGGUGAUCCUGUGCUUCAUAUUGAUCUCGCUAAGUGGGCAGAUUUAUUUUUGAUUGCUCCAUUAGAUGCUAAUACUCUGGGUAAAAUAGCUUCUGGAAUUUGUGACAAUAUACUUACAUGCGUCGCUCGAGCUUGGGAUGUUAAAAAACCAUUAUUAUUUUGCCCUGCUAUGAAUACCAGGAUGUGGGAUCAUCCAGUGACAGCACCACAGAUUGAAUUGUUGAAAUCUUGGGGAUACAAGGAGAUAAAUUGCAUUACCAAGACCUUGAUGUGUGGAGAUACAGGGAUCGGUGCUAUGGCAGAAGUCGACACUAUUGUGCAAACAACGCUCAGAUAUUUAAACCCAUGGGAUCAUUAUUCAUCAUUAGAUAGACGUCAUUAAUGUUAUAAUAAUUUCAUCGAAAAUAUAAUACUGUUAUUAUUGAUUUGAUAUAUACGAAUACGUUGCAGCGAAAAAUGUUUCUUUUUUUUCUAUUUUUUUCACAGUUACCGUUAUUGUUUACUUAUCAAUAAAAAAUUAUACAUUACUAUUGUAUAAAUUAAAAAUCAAAUAAAUUACAUGGAACAUUGAA